CUUCGCGCGAGCCAUUGGGUGGCGGAGUCCCGUGUCCCCGGCUCGGGUGCGCAUGCGCGCUGGAGUCGUGACAAGGCUUUGCUGGGGCGGCGGCUGUGGGGAAGGUUUGUCCCGUCCUGUCCGCCAUGGCUGAGGUGGAAGAAACACUAAAGCGGAUUCAGAGUCAGAAAGGAGUCCAAGGAAUCAUUAUUGUUAAUUCAGAAGGUAUCCCUAUCAAAAGCACCGUGGACAACUCCACAACAAUGCAAUAUGCAGGCUUAAUGCACAGCUUCAUCAUGAAGGCAAGGAGCACCGUGAGAGAGAUUGAUCCUCAGAAUGACCUCACAUUCCUGCGAAUUCGCUCCAAGAAAAAUGAGAUCAUGGUUGCUCCAGAUAAAGACUACUUCCUGAUUGUUAUCCAGAAUCCAGCAGAAUAAGAUUAUCCUAAAUUAGUCUGUUUUCACCUUUCACUCAAUAUUUUUUUUAAUUUAAUAGCCAAAAAAUAAAGCAUUAGUAUUAAUUCUAUUGUGUUACCUUAUUAAUGCCUGGAAAAAUGAACUUGAGGAUUUUUGUUUGUUUACAAAGAGAUAAAAGUGUCUCUAACUUUUUUUUAUAUAUAUGUAAAAUAUAUAUGUGAAAGUCAUUCCAAGGAAGAGUCUGAGGAUUGGAAUCGGGUACCUUGGGCAGUUGGGAAUGCACAGAUUUCUUUCAGUGGUUAAAAAGAUAAUAUAAUAUAAACUCUAAUAAUGUGUUCUAAAAAAAAAUUGUUGUAUGGUUUACAUACUCCUGUCACCUCUGUCUGAAAUAUGGCGGCUGUAAAUAUGAAACAAACUUGCCUUGUCUCUUAUUUUGUUGUUUUUAUGAUUUAUUUUGCAAAGCUUUUGUGACAUCAAUUUAAUAAAAAUGUCACCAGUGA
Messenger RNA from Alligator sinensis (Chinese alligator), 895 nucleotides. RefSeq names its product dynein light chain roadblock-type 1 (gene DYNLRB1). The record is from RefSeq and is a predicted model, not a curated record. The transcript is spliced from 4 exons. Gene Ontology annotation, cellular component: cytoplasm; centrosome; cytoplasmic dynein complex. Bases 126 to 416 code for a protein of 96 amino acids. Gene Ontology annotation, molecular function: dynein intermediate chain binding. NCBI's taxonomy places the organism in Eukaryota, Metazoa, Chordata, Crocodylia, Alligatoridae. Gene Ontology annotation, biological process: microtubule-based movement.